This is a messenger RNA of Komagataella phaffii GS115, 1389 nucleotides long. Its product is annotated as Subunit of cleavage factor I. Gene Ontology annotation, molecular function: RNA binding. The record is from RefSeq and is a predicted model, not a curated record. The coding region runs from base 1 to 1389 and encodes 462 amino acids. Lineage: Eukaryota; Fungi; Ascomycota; Pichiomycetes; Pichiales; Pichiaceae. The transcript has a single exon.
AUGUCCUUAGAAGAUGAUGAAGCUUUAUUUGAUGACAUCUACGGUGAUGAGCCACAACAGAAAGAUGCUCAGGAAGUGGUAGAGAAAGAAACUAAGGACGAGACGAAGUCUACAUCAGACGGGGCCAGCCAGCCUCUGAAAGAUGACGACCAAAAGAAGCCAGAUUCUUCGGCUACUGAAGCUUCGUCAAAGGGGCCCUCUGCCCCUGUGUUAUCUAACACAUCCACUAGUCAAUCUGAUGAUACUCCACUCCCCCCUCCUCCUAUAAGCAACUCGACACCUUCGUACAAUAGCGCACCAGCCUAUCCCCCGUAUGGACAGCAACAGCAGCACCAACAGCACCAACAGCACCAACAACAGCCACAACAGCAGCAGUUCCAACAGCCUGCAGUUCCUUUCCCUCCAGCAAAGCCCGCCCCAGACUCUGUCAAGGCUGACAUUUACAAGAGUGAACAAGGUAAAAUGUUCAUAGGAGGUCUCAACUGGGAGACCACCGAAGAAACCUUGCGGAACUACUUUGGUCAGUUUGGUGAUAUCACGGAUUUAACCAUCAUGCGUGACAAUGCCACUGGUAGGUCUCGAGGUUUCGGAUUCUUGACCUUUACUAAGACAGCAUCCGUGGAUGAAGUCUUGAAAAAGCAGCAUGUACUGGAUGGAAAACUUAUUGACCCUAAGAGAGCGAUUCCAAGAGAAGAGCAGGAUAAAACUGGUAAGAUCUUUGUAGGAGGUAUUGCUGCUGAGGUAACAGAGGAAGACUUCACUGACUAUUUCUCCCAGUUCGGUACUAUUAUUGACGCACAAUUAAUGAUCGACAAGGAUACUGGAAGAUCCCGUGGAUUUGGAUUUGUUACUUAUGACUCCCCAGACGCAGUUGAUCGAGUCUGUGCUAAUAAGUAUGUUCCUCUGAAGGGACGUUCCAUGGAAAUUAAAAGAGCUGAGCCGAGAAACCAGCAACAAAACCAACGUACUAAUGCAAAUCCGUAUAACCCUAUGGGAGCCAUGGGAGGAAUGCCUGGAAUGCCCGGAAUGGGAGCGCCUGGACAGCAGGCAUAUUACAAUGGUAUGUCUCAGGAGAUGAUGCAACAGUAUUAUCAACAGAUGCAACAGUAUUGGAUGCAAAUGCAACAAAUGCAACAGCAGCAACAGCAACAGCAAGGUAGCGAUGCUGCAGAAGGUGAAGGUGAUUCCGAGUCUUAUUCAGACCAGCCUCGUGAUGAUGACCAGGUUCCUAAUCCGCAACAGGAGAGACCUCAAUUCCCUUCAGGUCCUAAACAUUCAAAUCGUCCCCCACCACGUGGACCUCGUUCUGACCGUGGUGGAAGACGUGGAGGAGGCCGUGGAAGAAGAGGCGGUGCAGGAGGAGGAGGAUUCCACCCCUACAGUCGUUAG